This is a messenger RNA of Symsagittifera roscoffensis, 2804 nucleotides long. Its product is annotated as proprotein convertase subtilisin/kexin type 7-like. Gene Ontology annotation, molecular function: serine-type endopeptidase activity. The record is from RefSeq and is a predicted model, not a curated record. The transcript has 13 exons. Gene Ontology annotation, cellular component: trans-Golgi network; Golgi membrane. Gene Ontology annotation, biological process: protein processing. Lineage: Eukaryota; Metazoa; Xenacoelomorpha; Acoela; Convolutidae. The coding region runs from base 68 to 2473 and encodes 801 amino acids.
GGAAUGGAAUAGCAAUUUGUGACUACAGUUAGCGAAUAUCUACAUGGCGUGCGUAAAAUGCUCCUGAAUGUUUGUAAUAUACACUUUGAUACUUGUACUGUCAUCACUGCUGCCACUAACUCAUUGUACUGCUGAUUCGUCAACAAAGUUCCGAGAAACAAAGAAUGACUCACGAGUCCUCGUUUUCGAAUCGUCCUCGCUCUUUUUAGUCCUGAAUUUCGACAACUUCAUUCCGAAGAACUGUGCCUAUAACGUAGACCGAUUAGGAAUGCUUGACAGCAGUCUGAAUUAUCAACUUACUAUUUCGGACUGUGAUUGGAGUAUGGAUUUGUUGAGGUCAUCAAUUGAGGAUUUGGACCUUCAAUUUUAUAAUAACCAUGAUUCGGUUCUGGAGCGGGAAAAGCGAACUCCGACUGCGGAAGACCUUAUCAAGUUUGAAGAUCAGAAUCGACUCAGGUUGGACAAUAUCACGGACCCCGAGUUUGGAAACCAGUGGCACUUAGUCAAUAGAUUAGUGCCUGGCAAUGAUGUGGAGUGCUGGGAGGUGUGGGAAGCAGGCAUUCUGGGAGACAACACUCACGUCGCCAUCAUUGACGACGGAGUGGAGUGGGAGAACCCAGACAUCCAAGACAACUUUUGUUGGAAAUGCAGCUAUGAUCUCAAUGGAGAAGAUGGGGAUCCAACACCUAGACUGGACAUUGAGAAUGGCAAUCAUCACGGGACACGGUGUGCAGGGUUGAUUGGAGCUGUUGCAAACAAUGUGUGUGGCGUCGGCGUUGCUCCCCGCUCCAAAAUUGGAGGUAUCCGCGUGCUUGAUGGAGUAAUCACUGAUGCAUUAGAAUCCCGUGCUUACCAUGUUGGGUUUCAUAGCAACGAUAUCUACAGCUGUUCCUGGGGUCCAAAAGACAAUGGAACAGUUAUUGACGGCCCUCAUAAACUCACCAAGGAGGCCAUGAUUUAUGCGGCCAAUGUGGGACGCAAUGGAAGAGGUGCUUUGAUUGUGGUAGCAAGUGGCAACGGUGCUUCCUACGAAGACUCCUGUGCAUUCGACGGAUACGCCUCCUCUGUGUACACUCUAACCAUUGGUGCCAUUGACAGUCAUGAUCAAGUUCCUGGUUACUGCGAGAGUUGCUCUGGUCUGCUGGGUCUGGCAUACAGUGGAGGAGACUCGUAUACCGUUCCUUUCAGUCCUGGAGUGACUACUACUGACUGGUUGUUGGGUCUAGGAACUGGGUGUACCGAUUCGUUUUCUGGAACAUCAGCGUCUGCACCCCUAGCUGCUGGCAUAUACAGUCUCGUUCUCGAAGCGCGUCCUUGUUUGAUUGUGCGCGACGUGUUCUGGAUAACAGCAUUAACUAGUCGACAUGUGGCAAUGAUGACAGCCGAAGUGAGCGAACCGUGGUCAUUGAAUGGAGCCGGGCUGUACCACACGAACAAACACGGUUUCGGAAUCCUAUCUGCAACUAGACUGGUCAAAGCGGCUUUGGUAUGGCCCGGAGUUCCCUGGAUGACGAUAUUUUCUACACCGGUUUUGAAUGGAGAUGGUGAUUUGAAAUUCACAGUUCACGAUGAGCUAGAAGUCACCUACAACCUAAAUGAAGAAACGUCGAGUGAGUUCUACUUAUACACUAUAGAACAGGUCGUCCUGACUAUCAAGGCCUGGGCUCCAGCGAGAGGCGCUAUCUCAGGGGUGCUGACUUCCCCAGCAGGCUCCAAAUCACGUCUAAUACCCACUCGCAAGAACGAUUUAGAUGAGCAACUUUUGCAGUUCAACUUCAACUCUCUGCAUUUCUUUGGCGAAUCACCCGUGGGUGCGUGGAAGCUUACCCUAACUCUUGAACCGUUCGCUAAACACGGUCGUAUCUCACAAGGAUCCAUAUCAGAUUUUCUUGCCACUGUAAAGGAGACGCUGGGAUUUGGAUCUGAUGGUGCUUGUCUGGAUAAGUAUGGAGAACAGUCUAAAACAUGUGCAGUCCUGCAUUACUGGAGAUUGACUUUUCAUGGGUCACCACUGCCUCACGAGGAAGUUGCUAAGAGAAUCAAAUUGGUGGAGGAAGCGCAGAGUUUGGACAUUGAUGACCUGAAGACGCUAUCAAUGAACUUGACCUGCAGUCAGCCACUGAUUGACUUCGGCCACAACGAACAUCUCAUUCCUUAUUACGUUCUUAAGACACUCUGCCUGCUUGAACUGUUCAUUGGACUUAUGGGUGUCUGGAUAAUACUAGAAGAUCUGGUCAUUCCAAUGUGCUGCUGUGUCGAAGAAGACGAGAACGAAAACCUACCCCUCCUCCCCCACCAAGCAGAACCGGCAGUGUCGGAAGGAGAAAAGUUGCGGGGUGCAUGCGAAGACAGGGCAGUGCAUUGUUUGUCGUCAGUGAAGUCUUGUUGUAAUAGAUUAUGCGCAGGAAAACUUAACAACAGAUUAUCUCAAGUUGUGAAUGACGAAGAACUCCUUCCACUUUCACCGUCAUAACCUUUUUAUGUAAUUGACUGUGCACAUCAAACGUAGCCUUGUCAUCUUCGCAGAACCUUUCUUAACGAGGUCUCAUAGCAGUAUCUUAAAAUAAAGGCCAUUUUAUUAACAUAGGAGCUUUUGAGCUCUUUGCGGAGAACUGCUGUUGUGACCGCAAUGAAAAAUUUUUGCUUUUUUGGUUAAUUUACUGUGUUUACACGAACCUAGCGUAGUGUGAUAGUACGAUGCAUCUUUUUUUUUCAACCAAAAUUGCAAUUAAAAGUUCCACUUUUUAGUGGAACUUAUGAGUUAGUAGGUUAGCAUUAGGUUACAUUUGAUUAGCAAUAAACUA